Molecule: messenger RNA, 2189 nt
Organism: Pelecanus crispus (Dalmatian pelican)
Lineage: Eukaryota; Metazoa; Chordata; Aves; Pelecaniformes; Pelecanidae
Source: RefSeq, a predicted model, not a curated record
GUUUAUUUGACUUGGCCUGUGCCAAACUGUGCUGAGGGAUGUCCUGGCUCAUGGAUUAAAGAUGGUUACUGUGAUAAAGCCUGUAAUAACUCAGCAUGUGAUUGGGAUGGAGGUGAUUGCAUUGGUAACAGUGGGGGUAGUCGCUAUGUUGCUGGUGGAGGUGCAGUUGGAGGUAUCGGGAAUGGACCACCAUGGCAAUUUGGUGCAGGAAUAAGUGGUGUUUCAUACUGUAACCAAGGCUGUGCUAAUUCCUGGCUAGCAGACAAAUUCUGUGAUCAGGCCUGCAAUGUCCUCUCCUGCGGAUUUGAUGCUGGUGACUGUGGCCAAGAUCACUUCGAAGAGAUGUACAAGGUGACGCUUCAGCUUAAUCAGACCUACUAUGUUAUUCCCAAAGGUGAAUGUCUGCCCUACUUCAGCUUCAGCGAAAUAGCCAAGAAAGGAAUUGAGGGUUCAUAUAGUGAUAAUCCAAUUAUUCGACACGCUUCAGUUGCUAACAAAUGGAAGACUAUCCACCUCAUAAUGCAUAGUGGCAUGAAUGCAACUGUGAUCUAUUUUAACCUUACAUUUCUAAAUAAAAACGAUGAGGAGUUUAAAAUGCAGGUAGCUGUUGAAGUUGAUACUAGAGAGGAACCAAAACUGAACACAACUUCUAUGCAAAAAUCCAACUCUGAUUUUAAAACUACAACUUCAAUACCAGAAGCUGAAAUGAUAUUUGAGGAUAUUCCUGAAGAAAAACGCUUUCCAAGAGUUAGGAGACAUAGAAAUGGCACAAAAGAGAGUCUACAUGAAGAGGUGAUAAUACCAUCAGUAAAUGUGUCUCUCCUUCCUGAAGAUGUUCAGCUAGCACUGCAGAACCUGGAUUUAAAACUACUGAACGGUGAUAUAACUCAGAAAGGAUUUAACCUAUCCAAGGCCGCUCUCCUGAGACCUUUCCAGUUCUUAACUACAGUAAAGAGUAUUAUAGGCCUGGAAAAGAAGGGCAUGCCUAAUCGUUCAGAAGAUCAGAAGAACCAUAGCAGCUGGCAGAAGCCUUAUAAAGAUGUAAACGAUGGCAAAAUAAAAACAAUGAAAGCAAAUGAAGAAGUUCCUUCAAGGCUUACAGGAACAAAGGGGACUGUUGUGACAAUGAACACAAAUAAACCUAUUUAUAAAGGAAAGCCUAAAUCGACACUUCCAGCCCAGAGCAUGGGAAAUAAAAAUGAAACUCGAGAAAAAGUACUGAAUGCACUCAUAUUAAGGGAAACCCAGAAAUCAAAACAUACUGGGAAUUUAGAUACUGGAGAAGAUGCACAGGGAAUGGAAGGAGGAAAAGGGCGUGCGCAGGUGGAUAUAAAUGUAAGGGAGGGGCUAGUGGGAAGAAAAUUACAGUCUUAUGCUGGAAGUUACCAAGGCUUUUUGCCAUGGGAGAAAAAGAAGUAUUUCCAGGACCUUCUUGAUGAAGAAGAGUCAUUACUCAAACAAAUGUCAUACUUUACUGAUGGUAAACAUUUUGGAAGGCAGCUGAAAGAUACAUUUGCUGAUUCCCUUCGAUAUGUAAAUAAGCUUUUAAACAGCAAAUUUGGAUUUACAUCUCGGAAAGUCCCUGCUCAUAUGCCUCACAUGAUUGACCGCACUGUUAUGCAAGAGCUACAGGAUAUGUUUCCUGAGGAGUUUGACAAGACAUCAUUUCAUAAAGUGCGGCACUCAGAAGAUAUGCAGUUUGCUUUUUCAUAUUUCUACUAUCUUAUGAGUGCAGUCCAGCCACUGAACAUUUCUCAGAUCUUCGAUGAGGUUGAUACGGACCAGUCGGGCAUUUUGUCUGACAGAGAGAUUCGCACAUUGGCCACGAGAAUCCAUGAAUUACCAUUAAGUUUACAGGAUUUGACGGGUCUAGAACAAAUGCUAAUAAAUUGCUCUAAAGCUCUUCCUGCCAACAUCACUCAGAUCCAUGUCAUUCCACCAACUCAGGAAGCAUAUUAUGAUCCCAAUCUGCCUCCAGUAACAAAAAACCUAGUGACUAAUUGCAAACCUGUGACUGACAGAAUUCGUAAGGCAUACAAGGACAAAAACAAAUACAGGUUUGAAAUCAUGGGAGAAGAGGAAAUUGCUUUCAAAAUGAUUCGCACAAAUGUCUCUCAUGUAGUUGGCCAGCUGGAUGACAUACGAAAAAAUCCCAGGUAUCCUGUUUCUUGAUUUGUAUGAAAUUUUGA